[Torrubiella] hemipterigena is the source of this 1918-nucleotide messenger RNA. The record is from the annotation of a GenBank genome assembly. Lineage: Eukaryota; Fungi; Ascomycota; Sordariomycetes; Hypocreales; Clavicipitaceae.
AGGCGCCUGUGCUUCUACCUUUUUCUACGGAUCUUCCUCUCCCAUCUUCGACGAUACCGCACCACCCCGCAGUCUCCUGACCCGUCCAACGUCACGCAGGAUUGCUUUCGACAUCCUCUUCGACGAGACACCGCUUUUCUAGUUUCGAAUUGGGAACUGUUGUUGCAUCUUCAACCCCUUCCGCUUUUCGAAUUUCUUCACAAUGGCCGACGCCGCUACCACUCCUGCUGCUCCGGCGCAGACCACCCGCCCUACCAGACCCGAUGAGGCUCUCUUUAAGAAGGAGUUGAUCCAGGCUGAGAAGGAUCACAAAGAAUCCAUGGAUAAAUUGGCCGCCAUUAAGUCCAGAAUUGAAGUUGCUAUGCCUAACAAGAACAAGGAUGAGCCUAACCCUACCCAGAAGCGCCGCCAGGAGCUCAUCACCCAGGUCAACGAGAUUCGCCAGAAGCAGGCCGGUGGUAAGACCGCCCGUACUUCCAAGAUGGACCAGAUUAAGCGCCUUGAUGAGCAGGUCCGAUCUCGCAUUGCCGAGCAAAAGACUGCCAAGGCCAAGGUUCCCUUCAAGUCCGUUGAGGAACUCGACAACCAGAUUGCUGCCCUUGAUAAGCAGGUCAACACCGGCACCAUGAAGCUUGUUGAUGAGAAGAAGGCCCUCACCGAUAUUUCUAACCUACGUAAGAUCCGCAAGAACUUUGGCCAAUUUGAUGACUCCCAGAAGGCCAUUGACGAGCUCCGCGCCAAGAUUAAGGAAAUUAAGGACAGCAUGGAAGACCCUGAGCACAAGGCCCUCUCUGACCAAUACAACAAGCUCCAGGCUGAAUUGGAUAAGAUUAAGGCUGAGCAGGACGAAGCUUACAAGGGACUCUCUGGUCUCCGUGAUGAGCGCGCCAAGCUCCAGGCUGCCCAGCAGGAGAAGUUCAGCGCCAUCCGCAAGCUCAAGGACGACUACUACACCCAGAAGAAGGCCUACCAGGCUUACGAACGCGAGGCCCGUGAGAAACAAAACGAGCGCCGCAGAGCUGAGCGUAACCGUUAUGUUAUGGAGAAGAAGAAGGCCGAUGCUGAGCGCAUCUUAGCUGAAGCUAGCGACCCUGCUUACCUCGAGGAGAUCCGCCGCGCCAACGGUCUUCUUCAGUUCCUCGACCCUACCCACAAGGAGGAGAAGGGUCCUCUGAUGGCUGCCAGCGGCCUCACUGCCCAGGCCCAGCGCACUGUUGAUGAUGCUGACCUCAAGGGUACCAAGCUUGUCCGCAAGGAGGACCGCGAUGACGAGUACUUUUCUGCUGCCAAGAAGGGCAAGAAGGGAAAGAAGAACAACUCUGCUGCCGCUGCUUCCAAGGCUUUCAAUUGCCCCCCGUCUGUUGUUGAAGACUGCGCUGCUAUGGGCAUUGACCCUCCCAUGGGCCCUGACGACGUCCCCAGUGUCAUUGAAAAGGUCAAGGCUAAGCUCGACCACUGGAAGUCUGACCAGGCUGCCCAGACCCAGCGUAACAUUGAUGCCGCCAAGAAGACCAUCGCCGAUCUUGAGAAGGCUUCUCCUAGCGGCGAGGAUGGUGCUGAUGAGGCUGCUUCUGAGCUUAAGAAGGCUUCCCUUGAGGAUAAGCAGGAUGCUUAGAAAGCCUUGCCUCUAGAACUGCCACUUGAACAGAGGAACGACUGUCGUGACACUGCCGCCCACACCACCUUGUCCUUACAACCUCCCACCACUCUUUCUUCAUAGCACGAACAGUCCGACUCUGAUUAUCCCGCUCCCUCCAAAACUGGUUUGGACACAGACUAUGCCUUGGCAGCUUUUGAAGGGAAGCUAAAAAUGGAGCUUUGAAAAGUAUUCAAUUAGUAAAACGGGCCGGAUAUACUACGCUCAUACAAAAUACACAUUAUAUAGGAGCAUAAAAUAAACACUGAAUUAUUGAAUUGC